AUGGUCGCGCUUCCUCUAUUUAAACUAGGAUCCCUCUUCGUGAGGCAUAUCUCCAAGUAUGGUGCAAACUGGAUCAAGAGACAGGCUCAUGAGCACCAGAGAUUCCGGGCGAUAGCAGCUAGAGGUGGACAAGCGAUGCAUCAAUGGAAUAUGAGAAUCCAAGUAAACCUAUUACGGGACAAACAAGCCGAAAAGAGAGCCAGAGAAAAGGCGGAGACUCCAACUGUAAAGACAGAAGAGCAGACCAAGGCGGAAGAGGCUGCGAAAAAGGCACACCAUCACAAUCAAGAAAAUAUUAGCGUUUGGAGACGGAGAUUCAGACCUUUGACGGAAACCAGAGCUGUUGAUCUCUUUGCUGAUGUUAUCGGCGAUACGUUCAUCUUGUCGGUCGCCAUAAGCUUGUUAAUGUACGAGUAUAUCAAAACCCAGUCAAAACCCGAUUCGAACGCGGAAAAAUUGGCAGAGCUACAAAAACUCGAAGAGGAGUUGAACCUGCGGCAGAAAGAAUUGGAGGAGGCACAGAAGAAGCAACAAGAGCGUGUAGAAGUACUUGAACAGGUGUUGGAGGAAAUUCGGAGUGCCAAUGGAAAGAAAAAGUUGACAUGGAAAUCAUGA
Botrytis sinoallii is the source of this 615-nucleotide messenger RNA. RefSeq lists its product as uncharacterized. NCBI's taxonomy places the organism in Eukaryota, Fungi, Ascomycota, Leotiomycetes, Helotiales, Sclerotiniaceae. The transcript is spliced from 2 exons. Gene Ontology annotation, biological process: regulation of lipid metabolic process. The record is from RefSeq and is a predicted model, not a curated record. Bases 1 to 615 code for a protein of 204 amino acids. Gene Ontology annotation, cellular component: mitochondrion.